AAGGAGUACAAAAAUGGAUUCGGGAACAUGCACACUGAUUUCUGGAUGGGCAAUGAUUUUUUGCACAUGUUUUCUGAUGACAACAACCUAGUGUUAAAGAUAGAGCUCGAGGAUUUCGAAAAGAACUUUGCUAUGGCUGAAUAUAGCAAUUUUGUAGUGGGUUCUGAGAGCGAAAACUAUAAGCUCAGUAUUGGAAAAUAUAGAGGGAAUGCUACGGACUCUUUCUCAGGACAUAAUGGAUCGUACUUCAGCACGUAUGACAGGAAAAACGACAGAGCCCCAGAAUGUUGUCCAUGUGCUGUCACAUAUGGUGGAGGAUGGUGGUUCCACAGGUGUUUCGAAUCAAACUUGAACGGACAAUACUUCAGGGAUCCAGAUGAAAGCAGUUAUUUUAGAGGAAUUAUAUGGGAGCAGUGGUUGGGAAAUUACUCACUCAAGAAGUCGGUUAUGAUGGUAAGGUCGAGAGGCCGAGUUUAUUCUCCUACGAGGAAUGUUCAAGAUGGAGAUUUAACGCGAAUAACGUAUGAAGAUCCUUGAAUAAUUCUUUAUGCAACCUACAGUUCCGAAUAGUAGGUUUUGGUAUACUCAUUGAUAUGCGAUGAAGAUACAUUUGUAAUAAAACAGUAUAGAAGUAA
Phaedon cochleariae (mustard beetle) is the source of this 635-nucleotide messenger RNA. Lineage: Eukaryota; Metazoa; Arthropoda; Insecta; Coleoptera; Chrysomelidae. The record is from the annotation of a GenBank genome assembly.